CGCCGCAGCCCGCCGGGCGCUGAAUGGGCUCGCGCCGCCCGGCUCCGUCCCGCCCGCGCCGGCCCCCGCGCCUGCUCGCGCCCCGCCCGGGCCUCCGCCGGCCGCCGCCAGCCCCCGCCCCGGCUGUGAAUGAAAGGCAGGCGCCUCCGGGGGCUGGCUGGAAACGACGCGGCGACGCCGGCCUCCGGGAGGCGCGCGCCCCGCCGAGAUGUACGGUGUGUGCGGCUGCUGUGGCGCCCUACGCCCCAGGUACAAAAGGCUGGUUGACAACAUCUUCCCCGAGGAUCCCGAGGAUGGCCUGGUGAAGACCAACAUGGAGAAGCUGACCUUCUAUGCCCUCUCAGCUCCGGAAAAGCUAGAUCGAAUUGGCGCCUACCUCUCCGAGAGGCUCAUCCGUGAUGUGGGUCGUCAUCGAUACGGGUAUGUGUGCAUUGCCAUGGAGGCCCUGGACCAGCUGCUCAUGGCCUGCCACUGCCAGAGCAUCAACCUCUUCGUGGAGAGUUUCCUCAAGAUGGUGGCCAAGCUUCUGGAGUCGGAGAAGCCCAACCUGCAGAUCCUCGGCACCAACUCGUUUGUGAAGUUCGCCAACAUCGAGGAGGACACCCCAUCCUACCAUCGGAGCUAUGACUUCUUUGUGUCCCGAUUCAGUGAGAUGUGCCACUCGAGCCAUGAUGACUUGGAAAUCAAGACUAAAAUUCGAAUGUCGGGCAUCAAAGGUCUGCAAGGGGUGGUGAGGAAGACAGUGAAUGACGAAUUGCAGGCCAACAUCUGGGACCCACAGCAUAUGGACAAGAUCGUCCCGUCGCUGCUUUUCAAUCUGCAGCACGUAGAGGAAGCAGAAAGCCGGUCUCCCUCACCCCUCCAAGCCCCGGAGAAGGAAAAGGAGAACCCUGCAGAGCUGGCCGAGAGGUGCCUCCGGGAGCUGCUGGGCCGGGCUGCCUUUGGCAACAUCAAAAAUGCCAUCAAGCCUGUUCUCAUCCAUCUGGAUAACCACUCUCUUUGGGAGCCCAAGGUGUUCGCCAUCCGUUGCUUCAAAAUCAUCAUGUACUCAAUUCAGCCGCAGCACUCGCACCUGGUCAUCCAGCAGCUCCUCGGCCACCUGGACGCCAACAGCCGCAGCGCCGCGACCGUGCGCGCUGGCAUCGUGGAGGUUCUGUCGGAGGCUGCGGUCAUCGCAGCCACCGGCUCUGUCGGGCCCACGGUGCUGGAGAUGUUCAACACGCUGCUGAGGCAGCUGCGGCUCAGCAUCGACUACGCCCUGACCGGCAGCUACGACGGCGCCGUCAGCCUGGGCACCAAGAUCAUCAAGGAGCACGAGGAGCGCAUGUUCCAGGAGGCGGUGAUCAAGACCAUAGGCUCCUUUGCCAGCACGCUGCCCACUUACCAGCGCUCGGAGGUGAUCCUGUUCAUCAUGAGCAAGGUCCCGCUGCCCUCCCUGCAGCACCCCGUGGAGGCGGGGAGGACAGGGGAGAACAGGAACCGUCUGACCCAGAUCAUGCUGCUGAAAUCCCUCCUUCAGGUAUCCACAGGUUUCCAGUGCUACAACAUGAUGUCAGCCCUGCCCAGCAACUUCCUUGACCGCCUUCUCUCCACUGCCCUCAUGGAGGACGCAGAAAUCCGUCUCUUCGUUCUAGAGAUUCUCAUCAGUUUCAUUGAUCGUCAUGGCAACCGGCACAAGUUCUCUACCAUCAGUACCCUCAGUGACAUCUCUGUCCUGAAGCUGAAAGUGGACAAAUGCUCCCGACAGGACACGGUCUUCAUGAAGAAGCACUCCCAGCAGCUCUACAGACACAUCUACCUGAGCUGUAAGGAGGACACGAACGUGCAGAAGCACUACGAGGCCCUGUACGGGCUGCUGGCGCUCAUCAGCAUCGAGCUGGCCAACGAGGAGGUGGUGGUGGACCUCAUCCGCCUGGUGCUGGCUGUGCAGGACGUGGCGCAGGUCAACGAGGAGAACUUGCCUGUGUACAACCGCUGCGCGCUCUACGCCCUGGGCGCCGCCUACCUGAACCUCAUCAGCCAGCUCACCACGGUGCCUGCCUUCUGCCAGCACAUCCACGAGGUGAUAGAGACCAGGAAGAAAGAGGCUCCGUACAUGCUCCCUGAGGACGUGUUUGUGGAGAGGCCCAGGCUGUCUCAAAACCUUGAUGGAGUGGUGAUUGAGUUCCUCUUCCGCCAGAGCAAGAUCAGCGAAGUCCUGGGGGGCAGUGGCUACAAUGCGGACCGGCUCUGUCUGCCCUACAUCCCGCAGCUGACAGAUGAGGACCGCUUAUCCAAGAGGAGGAGCAUUGGAGAGACCAUCUCCCUGCAGGUGGAGGUGGAAUCGAGGAACAGUCCGGAGAAGGAGGAGCGAGUGCCUGCUGAAGAGAUCACCUAUGAGACGCUGAAGAAGGCCAUCGUGGACAGUGUAGCAGUGGAGGAGCAGGAGCGUGAGCGACGGCGACAGGUGGUGGAGAAGUUCCAGAAGGCACCCUUUGAGGAGAUCGCCGCACACUGUGGAGCCCGGGCGUCACUGCUCCAGAGCAAACUCAAUCAGAUCUUUGAAAUCACCAUCCGGCCCCCACCAAGUCCGUCAGGAACCAUCACAGCAGCCUACGGUCAGCCGCAGAACCACUCCAUCCCCGUGUACGAGAUGAAGUUUCCCGAUCUGUGCGUAUACUGAAUUCCAAGAGGCAGAGCCCCUCGGGGGGACGGAUUCCGAGGGACAGGCUCACCUUCACACUCGCCUGACCACAUGGAAACCUAGCUGGGAUCUCUGAGAAAAAGUCACCCUGGAGGGCAGCAGCUGCUCCCCAGCUGAGCAAAGGUGGAGACGCUCUGGUCCCUCCUGGCCCUCCGACCUCUUCAUCGCCUUCCCCGAGGGAGACCCAGCCACCCGCCCCUCUCAGGCCAAUAAGCAUCUCACCUGUGCCCUUUGUCUUCUCUUCUGUGUCAGCCGGGGCAGAGAACCGGGGGUGUCUCCAGAGAGGCUGAGGGCCUGAGAGGCUCCUGCUCCGUGUGCUGAGUAAAGGGCUUCCACUCGGGGUGCAGUGGGGUGCACCUGCCACUCCCCAAAGGAGGGGACUAGAUGGGGACUUGGUUGGUCGAAGGAAGCUGUAGACUGUACUCAGGAGGAACCAAGGAAAGCUCCCCUCCGAAAGAAGUGGCAGGGCGAGAGCUGGGAGAGGGGACGGCUGCUCUUAUCCGAGCACCCCCUGCCGCUGGCUCAAGUCUUUGCUCAAGUCUCCCACUUUCUCGUUCACUCUCCAGUUAUCCAUUCACAUUUCUUUCCACUGUUAAUUAAUGCUGAGCCCUGAUAACAGGAGCUGGGCAGAGACAGCACGGGGGUGGCACGGGGACGGGGUGCAGGCAGCGGGGAUAGAGCGAGUCCCCGUCCCGCUGUAGCAUCUUCUCACCUGCAUUGUUCAGAGGGAGCUGUCAUCAGCCCUGCCUUGGUUCUCUGCCUUCUGGACGUUUUUCUGAGUUGGGUUCUUUCUCUCGGGUCUCUUUCUUCUGAGGGUCCCAAGGUUUUCCCGGAGCCUCUGGGUUGAGGGAAGGCAGAACACGAUAAUGUGGUUCUAGAUGAGGCACAGAGGGGAGGCCGGCCCACAUCCCCUGUCUCUGUGUAACUAGUGUGUGCAGAAAGGAGAUGACACAGAGCCAGGGCUUCCCAGGGCACCCCCGGCAGAACCUCAGCUGGGCCUCCUCCCGUGGCAGCACGCUGUGGUCCCAGGUGGCCCUACCUUCUCCUCCAGUCAAACUCCCCACGACUUUCCUGAGCCCACAUAACUCAGUAAGGUGUGAAUGGUCAAAUAUCCCUUCCCUGGAGGGUUUGCUUUGUAAACAGGCAGAGAGUGAGUACAUUUCUUGACCCAAAGGAAUUUUAUUUAAUUUUUUAGAGAUGGGGUCUCUAUGUUGCCCAGGCUGGCCUCGAACUCCUGGGCUCUAGUAAUCCUUCCAUCUCAGCCUUUUGAGCAGCUGAGAAUCCCCUUUUAGAGUACAAUUUCAGGCAGCGUGCCUGGGGCCAGAAGCGGUUAGUUUCUGCUACGAGGAGGGCAGGCUUCUUAGCACACCGUCAGAUCACAGCCCUGCGUGCGGUACACUCGGUCCCACUGAUGCACAGCGAGAGCCCGGUUACUAGGACAGAUGGGUGUACUUUCCAGAAUCAAGGAGAACCUUAGCACACGCACUUCCCACUACAUGCACAAUAAUUUUCCUGGGGAGAGGGGUUAUCCGACCCUCACUGCUACAGUUUCCACACCUCAGAUGAAGUUCUUCCCCUUGGUCACCGUCUCGGUGCUGUGGGCACUUGGCUGCCAGGUGGCCUGUGUGAUUGCAGGGCCCAGGCGUGGAGGCUCCUGCCCGCCCCCGUGGCUUUUUGGGUAUGCUUUAUGGCUUUUUGGCUUAUGCUGAGCCCAACUUUAAAAGCAUGAACUUAGAUUUCUCUUUAAUAUUUCCAUAUUAAGAAACCAAAUUUAAAAUAACUAAACAAACUUGAAGGCAAAUAACCUUUGGAAGAAACUUUAAAGAAAAUCUAAAUCUUGAGGAACAAACAUGCCUUUCCUCCCUGGAGGCUCCCGUGUUUCAUCAUAUGCUCGCUUUCACACCAGACCUUCUGUCUCUUUCUCGUGCCUGCUCCAUGUCAGCGUCCGCCCCCAUGGCAGCUUCACCCGAGCACGGCCUGUGGGGCUCUUGAACUUGGGAGUCACUUCCCUGGAACAUCUUUCUAGAACCCACAUUAGAAUCAGAGACUGCAGCGCCCCCCAGCUGUCUCUGUCCCUCUUCCCCACCCUGGGAAUAGAGAGAAAAUAAAAAGCCCAGGUUCCCAUUCUGCGCAGACCCGACUGCUGUUUCCUUUCCAUCUCUGCAGGGCAGCCUUUCCUGCGGCACCGCUGCCUGGCAAGGACGUGCUGCUUUGGGAAGACUGGCCUUUUUCUUCUUUUUCUUUUUUGAGUGCCCUCUUCUCAGUUUCAGUUCAAACUUACACUCAGUAGAAUAACAGGUUGCCUGCUGACAUGGAGUAAAACCUGGAUUCUGGCCACACCUCAGAAUCAGAAAGGUUAAGGUGACUCGAAUGGAAAAUUAAAUAAUCCCUUUACUAUGGGGUAAAGCCGACUUUGAUGGGAUCUAGCGGGAGGAAGGUGCCAGGCCCUUGGUCUGGCAGCACUAUGUCCUGCCUUCCAAGGCCCCUGGCAUCUGGCAGCACCCUUCCUUCUCUGUUGUGAUUUUGACCAAGAGGAGCCAGCAAGCCCAUGCAGACCGUUUGCUCCCCAGAGCCACCGAGGACUGGCUUUGUGGGGAGGGGCAGGACGGGUAGCACUCUGCUGGCAGAACUCAGCAGGCAGGAUUGCAUUUGACAUCUGGAGAGCCUGUUGAUUUGGCCGAGUCACAUGGAUGCACGAGCAGCAGACGGGCAGAAAGCGCCAGCGCGGUCCUGUGGGUUGCUGCUGUUUUCCUCAAAAUGGGUCCUGUUUCCAUCUUUCUCUCUUUGAAAAGCAGAAAUAAGUGUUUUCUUGACUCCUGAAUGGCCUCCUCACCAGACAAAGAGCCCGAGCAGGACAGAACAAGAACCAAAAAGUCUCAGAUACUCUCUGUGUGCUUCCCCACCCCUGUACACAGAUGUAAGUGGAUGAGCAGGAGACGGUGGGCCUGGGACCCACUGAAGUACUUGAAGAAGCACAAGUGUUGUGUCUGUGCUCCCCUUUGCCUGGCGUGUUCCAGAUCCCAUGGAACAUGUUUUGACUGGACUUAGAAUCAAACAGCCUUGGGGCUCCUUUCAAUGGCCCAAGGGCCAGACCUGUGGGCUCUUAUAGGGGCCCUGGGUCGAUGCCUUCCACUUGCCUUCCAACCUGGCUAUUGAGAGUGAGGCUAUUUUUCCCAAAUCCUCUUCAUGACCAGAAAGUGGCAGCCAGCCAGCUGGGGGCCCAUGGGAAAGAGCUGGACUUGGGCUGUUAGGCUGAGUAUCAGGUUUAAAGGUAGACAGGGAGGUCAUCUCAUCAGGGCAGGCCAUGCUCACUUCCCAUGACCCCAGACCCUGGCAGGCAGGCUGUGCUAGAACAAGGCAUCCUCACAUCUGGGGAGAAGGUUUAGGGCAGCCUGUUGCUGCAUUGUCCCAUUCACUCUAGAAGUCUGAGGAGGGAUGGCCAUGGCGGGCCUGUCCUAGCUAGCUGGGGAAGUGGAAAGAGACUGGGGAGCGGGAAGUGCUUUGUGGCCAUGUUGGGGCAGUUUUCUGUGCUGUCCUUUAGCACCACCUGGUUGACCAGGUCUCCUCUCCUUCAGGGACCAUGGGGCCUCACAGCCCAUCUCCUGCCCCUUUGAGCUCUUCCUCCAUGACUGUCGAUUCUGGGGAGUGCAGGGUUGUAAAUCCGCAAAUGCUGCAGCCCAGACGUGUAACGUGCCUGUGUCCAUUUAGACCUUCACAGCCUGGCUGAGUGUGUACAUGCUCAUGUGUGUGCAUGUGUGUGUAAUGUAGUUUGUAGUUGACAAUAUAUGUAUAUAAUAGCUGAUGUAUUUAUAUGUGAGUGCAGAAUUAGUGCCUGUGGCAGUUUUCUGUAUUUCAAACUCAUUGAAUCACAUUUGUUUUAUUUUAGGGAAAGAGGGGAGUGGGAAGAAGUGUAGGUAGAAGGACUCUUAGCACACUCAUUCUUUAGGACUAUUAGUCGUGAUUUCCCAAUGAGCCUCUGUGAUGCCCUUUUCAAAUAAAUGUUAAUGUUGUCACCA
This is a messenger RNA of Microcebus murinus (gray mouse lemur), 6699 nucleotides long. RefSeq names its product EFR3 homolog B (gene EFR3B). NCBI's taxonomy places the organism in Eukaryota, Metazoa, Chordata, Mammalia, Primates, Cheirogaleidae. Gene Ontology annotation, biological process: protein localization to plasma membrane. The record is from RefSeq and is a predicted model, not a curated record. Gene Ontology annotation, cellular component: plasma membrane.